Messenger RNA from Acanthosepion pharaonis, 504 nucleotides. Lineage: Eukaryota; Metazoa; Mollusca; Cephalopoda; Sepiida; Sepiidae. The record is from the annotation of a GenBank genome assembly.
AUGAACUUGAACACUGAAAACAAACGCUUUAACCAAAAUGAUAAACCAGACACAUUUCAACUGUUAGCGAGCUAUCUAUAUUCAUGUGAAACAAUAUAUCAAUAUAUCUAUCUAUUUUAUCUAUUUUCAUGUGAAACUAUCUAUAUUCAUGUGAAACUGUCUCUAUCUUCAUGUGAAUCUAUCUAUCUAUCUAUCUAUCUAUCUAUCUAUCUAUCUAUGAAUCAAUCAAUUUAUAAAUCAAUGUAUCUAUCUAUUUUUCUGUCUUCAGGUGAAAAAUGUAUCUAUCUAUCUAUCUAUCUAUCUAUCAGUCUGUUCAAAUUAUCUAUCUAUCUUCAGGUGAAACUAUCUAUCUAUCUAUCUAUCUAUCUAUCUAUCUUCAUAGGAAUAUAUAUUCUACAGGAACCCUCUAUUUAUACUCAUGUGUAUCUAUCUAUCUAUAAAAAGAAUACCCGCUCGGCCCGGGUGUGGUUCAUAAUCUAUCUAUCUAUCUAUCUAUCUUCAUAG